AUGUGCCGCGCAGAAGCAACGACGCUCCAAAUCUGCACCCUCUGCAGCACAUCCGCCGUCAAGCCCUGCGGCGCCGUCGAAAAGUGCCCCGCCGCCCCGGCCUCCGAACCCCACUGCGGCGUCCUCCGCGUCCCGGCCCCCGGCCGCCCCGACCCGGACGUCGAGCACACCUCCGGGCUCGAGUUCGAGUCGCUACAGGUGGCCCGCGGAUACACCGCCAUCAAUCCGAACCUCCACCGCCGCCCCAAGCCCAAGGCCUACACCUGCGAGCUGUGUCUCGACCACUACGGCCCCGAGGAAGCGAGAAAGAGAGCGGCGUGGUGGCGCAAGGAGCAGAGGUCAGUCAUCAAGGGGAUGAGAGUCACGCCGGGGCUGUCCAUGGCAGGUUGGGUUGACGUUCUUCGAUAA
Messenger RNA from Colletotrichum karsti, 408 nucleotides. RefSeq lists its product as uncharacterized. The transcript has a single exon. Bases 1 to 408 code for a protein of 135 amino acids. Lineage: Eukaryota; Fungi; Ascomycota; Sordariomycetes; Glomerellales; Glomerellaceae. The record is from RefSeq and is a predicted model, not a curated record.